Messenger RNA from Rotaria sp. Silwood2, 466 nucleotides. NCBI's taxonomy places the organism in Eukaryota, Metazoa, Rotifera, Eurotatoria, Philodinida, Philodinidae. The record is from the annotation of a GenBank genome assembly.
AUGACUGAAGCAGCCACAUCAGUAACAAAAGUAGUAACGUCACCAACAGCAUCUUUUACACUUGCAGAACAUUUCUUUUCAAUAUCCCAUCAAUUAUUUCAUGAAUAUCGUAAAGCUAUUUUUAUACUCACUGGAACAGCAUGGUUAUAUAAUAAAUUAUGGGCGAAUCGAAACCUCUAUCAAAGUAUGCAAUUAAUGCAAGGUAAAACUGUUGUUAUUACAGGUGGAAAUACUGGGAUUGGUUAUGAAACCGCUAAAGAUCUGCUUUAUCGAGGAGCCCGAGUGAUUAUUGUUUGUCGUAAUAUGGAUAAAGGUCGACAAGCUAUUCGUCAAUUAUGUUCUGAAACUGAAUGUGAAGAAAAAAAUAUUCGAUUAAUGGAAUGUGAUUUAUGUUCACUUGAAUCCGUUCGUAAUUUUGCUAAUUUAUAUAAUAGUGAAGAAGAAAGACUUGAUGUAUUAAUAUGUA